This is a messenger RNA of Macadamia integrifolia, 1620 nucleotides long. Its product is annotated as heavy metal-associated isoprenylated plant protein 7-like. The record is from RefSeq and is a predicted model, not a curated record. The transcript is spliced from 5 exons. Gene Ontology annotation, molecular function: metal ion binding. The coding region runs from base 354 to 1352 and encodes 332 amino acids. NCBI's taxonomy places the organism in Eukaryota, Viridiplantae, Streptophyta, Magnoliopsida, Proteales, Proteaceae.
UGGCCCAAAACGUCCAUCCAGCCCACCAUAACCACCAUUCGUCUGGAUCCCUUUGGACCUCUACUGUGUGAAGUCGGAGACUCCGCCCUCUCAUCACCGUAUGAUGACCUUAUAGAUCCACAUCUGAUGGUAUAAACCUUAUAAAGUAGGUACACCAGAUUGACUGGAGUGAGAUACAGAGGUGUUGUAUCGCAUGAGAAAGAGCCUCAGGCUCAGGCAAUGAGUAAGGCAAGACGAAAGGAGAUAGGCAUGACAGAGACCUGAAGCGCUUCGCUCGUCUUUAUAGCUCAUCCUUCGCAUUUCUGCAAUUCCAAGGUAGUAGAAGAAGAACAGUGGAAGGGAAGAGAAGAAAAAUGGGGGAGGAAGACAAGAAGGUAGAAGAAUCUAAGAGUGCAGAUGGAGAGGCAAAGAAACCAGAAGAAGAGAAGAAGGAGGAAGCCAAGGCUGAGAAACCCAAGGAGGAGGAAAAGAAAGAGGCGAAAACAGAGGAGUCGAAGGAUGCCAAAGAUGCCGACACCAAGGAAUCCAAGGAGCCACCUUCACCGAAAGAGAUUGUUCUCAGAGUCUACAUGCAUUGCGAGGGAUGUGCAAGGAAGAUCAAGAGAAGCUUGAGAGGAUUCGAAGGAGUAGAAGAUGUUCAGACUGAUUGCAAGACUCAUAAGGUGAUUGUGAAGGGUGAAAAGGCCGAUCCUUUGAAGGUUUUGGAAAGAGUUCAACGGAAGAGUCAUAGACAUGUUGAGCUUCUCUCCCCGAUACCGAAACCUCCGGCAGAAGAUGCAAAGAAAGAUGAAGACAAAAAAGAGAACGUUAAAUCAGAGGAGAAGAAAGAAGAGCCUCAGGUGAUCGUAGUAGUAUUAAAAGUUUACAUGCACUGCGAAGCUUGCACUCUGAAAAUCAGAAAAUGUAUACUGAAAAUGAAAGGAGUUGAAGCUGUGGAUCCGGAUCUGAAGAGCUCACAGGUAACGGUGAAGGGCGUGUUCGACCCACCAAAUCUGGUUGAGUAUGUCUACAAGAGAACAGGGAAGCGCGCUGUGAUCGUGAAGCAAGAGCCAGAGAAGAAAGAGGAGAAGGACGAAAAGAAGGGUGAAGAGAAAGAGAAGGGAGGAGGAGAAGGCGGAGAGAAGAAGGAAGAGAAGAAAGAAGAAGAAAAAGGAGAAGCGAAGGCGGCGGCGGAGGAAGUAGCAGGAGGAGGAGGAGGAGGAGGGGAAGAGGAGACUAAAGUGGUGGAAUUGAAGAAGAAUGAGUUACUGUACUACUAUCCAUACUACUAUACCCCCAAAUACGCCAUGGAACAUGCGUAUCCACCUCAGAUCUUCAGUGACGAAAACCCAAACGCCUGUUCAAUUAUGUAAAAAAGUUUGAGUAAUUAAGCAUUAGCAUUCGCCAUUCCAGAAUUCUAGUCAUCCUUUCUGGUUCAUCAACCUUUCCUCUUCCCCUUUCUUUCUCCCUCUCUCUCUUUAUAUGUAUAGAUUUCAUCACUCUGUCCUUUCGUGUCUCUCUCUCUCUCUCUCAUUCUCUCAGUAUAAAUCUAUGGAGGAAAGCUGUAGAAAAUUUUGGUGAGUUUGUACUUUUCUUUCUUACAGCUAUUUAAAUCCAUAAAUAAAAGAACAAUUUCGUGUA